This is a messenger RNA of Syngnathus acus (greater pipefish), 1850 nucleotides long. Its product is annotated as transcription factor AP-1-like. The record is from RefSeq and is a predicted model, not a curated record. Gene Ontology annotation, molecular function: DNA-binding transcription factor activity, RNA polymerase II-specific; transcription factor binding; RNA polymerase II cis-regulatory region sequence-specific DNA binding. The coding region runs from base 345 to 1289 and encodes 314 amino acids. NCBI's taxonomy places the organism in Eukaryota, Metazoa, Chordata, Actinopteri, Syngnathiformes, Syngnathidae. The transcript has a single exon. Gene Ontology annotation, cellular component: transcription regulator complex. Gene Ontology annotation, biological process: regulation of cell population proliferation; regulation of cell cycle; regulation of transcription by RNA polymerase II.
UGCAGCUCAGAGGUGGAUAAAGUUCGUCUCCACGUUGGAAGUGAUCGAAAGUACUAUCCCAAAUCCGGCACUGGCUUUUCUGUUUAAGGAGGAGGAUCGUUCGAAAGAGGAUUGUUUUGUCGGACGUUUUGUGGUUGGUGGCGGGGGAACGACGCUUUUUUUUUUUUAAAUUUUUUUUUUUUAAACCGAUGUUCGUGCGCUUGGCGAGAGAAAAGUUUUGUCGGGACACAAAGUUGUCAAGGGAUUUGAACUUCAACAAAAGGCCGAGAGAAAGCAAGUCGUACGUCAUCGGUGGACUGUUUCCAAGGUGGGACGCCCUCUUGUAAAGUGAUCCAAAAAACUUCAUGUCCGGGAAAAUGGAAACGACAUUCUACGACGACGCCGUGAACGCGUCCAACUCUCAUCUCGACGGCGCGAGGGUACAGUACGGCUUCAACACAAAAGCCCUCAAACAAUCCAUGACUCUGAAUCUAAACGAGCCCCGAAACUUCAAACCCCAGCUGGGCUCCAAGGCCCUGGACAUCCUCACGUCGCCCGAUGUGGGUCUGCUGAAGCUGGCCUCCCCGGAGCUGGAGCGGCUAAUCAUCCAGUCGUGCACGGGGCUGACGACCCCCACCCCGACCCAAUUCGUCUGUCCCAAGAACAUCACCGACGAGCAGGAGGGCUUCGCAGAGGGCUUCGCAAGGGCGCUGGCUGAGCUCCACUACCACCAGAUGAGCGCCGCCCACCACCCCGAGGCGCCGCCGCAGACCACCGGCAUGGCCUCGGCCGCGUCCGACACCAGCGAUAACGCUUACAGUUGCACGGUGCGCGCCCCGGACCCUCCGCAAUACACCAACUUGGCCAAUUUCAACCGAGCCGUGCUGGGCUCCAAUGAGAGACCCCCACCCGCCGCCUGCUACUCGGCGCCCACACCGGCUCCCCACGUGGUGGACCACCAAGCUCCGCACGCGAGGCUGCGUGCCCUGAAAGAGGAGCCGCAGACGGUGCCCGAGAUGCCCGGCGAGACGCCGCCGCUCUCCCCCAUCGACAUGGAGAGCCAGGAGCGCAUCAAGGCGGAGAGGAAGCGCAUGAGAAACCGGGUAGCCGCGUCCAAGUGCCGCAAACGGAAGCUGGAGAGGAUAUCUCGUCUGGAGGACAGGGUGAAAAAUCUCAAGAGCCAGCACACUGAGUUGGUGUCGUCUGCCAACAUCCUGCGGGACGAGCUGGCCCUGCUCAAGCAAAAGGUCAUGGACCACGUCAACAGUGGCUGUCAGCUCAUCUUGACGCAGCAGCUCCAGGCUUUCUAGACUCCCGGCGGUGGUCGUGGGUGGCUGCUGCCGCUGCCGCGUGUCGGGACAUGUCCCGAGGGACCAAAUUACUCCAUGUGGACGCAAGUCCAAAUGAUCGUCAGCUCAGGCACUUUCUCCUUCCAGCUUUUCUGCAGACACGCUAUGAUGAAUAUGAUGAAUGAUGCAGAAGCUGGGCCAGCCACGCGCGGACAAAGUAGGACAUCAUACCUGUUACAAAGGUCACUUAAGAGGGCUUCGGCAGUGUUUGGAGAACUCCAUCCGGCACUGACGUGACGUGGGAGCCUUUACCCAGCCGAUAUGAUGUCAAGCAAGCUGCAAUAAAUAACACGUUAGAUGCACUUGUACUACAGCAACACUAACACGGUCUAACCUUUUAUGCACUCAGGUGUGAAUCGUUUACUGACUUUACCUGCCUUACUUACUCGUAAUCCUCACAUUGAUGCAACUUUUGGGAUACCGGUCAGGUGUAACUCAUGUUAGACGUCGAACGUUUGUACGCCGAUUUGGAGCACUUCACCAUUGUACAGAAGACAAAAUAAAACGUUGGACUCAACAAUG